CUGUCUCCUCGCUCGUGGGGCAGCCAGCCGGGAGCAGCGGGCAGUCAGGCAGCCGGCCCCUCCGCCCCGGCCAGAGGGACGCAGUCAGUAAACACAAAAGUGAGAGCCACCCAAGGGGCAGCCAAAGCAGGAGGAGAGAAAGAAGGGGAAAAAAAAAAGAAAAAAGAGGGGAGAAAACCAGAAAAAAAGGAAAAAAAAAAGAAAAAAAAAAGGAAAAGAAAGAAAAGGAAAGCGCUCGCUAGCUCUCUAGAAUAACAAAAUACCUGAUCGUAACAAAAUAACAUCCUUCAGACAAAAUCAAGCAGGGACUUGACAUACCAAAAAGGCAAGGCGAGGAGAGCGAGCCAGGGCGCGGGGAAGGCGAGCCAAAGCCGCGAUCGCUGCCAGGGCAGGAGAGCAGCAUGUCAAGCGCCGGGGCACACACGGAUGAGCGCUGCCGGCAGCCUGCCUUCCUCCCCGGCCCGCCGCAAGAAGUUGAGAGUAGCAGCGGCAGCGCCAAGGUGCAGAGGAUGUGUGCGGCGAGGCGGAUGCUGCUGCUGCUGCUGGCUUUCCUGGCCUACGCGCUGGAUUCGGCCGCGGCGUACGGCACGGCGGAGACCCUCUGCGGCGGGGAGCUGGUGGACACGCUGCAGUUCGUCUGUGGGGACAGGGGCUUCUACUUCAGUAGACCGGUGGGACGAAAUAACCGUCGGAUCAACCGGGGGAUCGUGGAGGAGUGCUGCUUUCGGAGCUGUGACUUGGCUCUGCUGGAAACCUACUGCGCCAAGUCUGUCAAGUCCGAGCGUGACCUCUCCGCCACCUCCCUGGCAGGCCUGCCGGCACUCAGCAAGGAGAGCUUCCAGAAGCCCUCGCACGCCAAGUACUCCAAGUAUGAUGUGUGGCAGAAGAAGAGCUCCCAGCGGCUGCAGCGGGAGGUGCCCGGCAUCCUGCGGGCUCGCCAGUACCGGUGGCAGGCGGAGGGGCUGCAAGCGGCCGAGGAAGCCAAGGCACUGCACCGUCCCCUCAUCUCCCUGCCCAGCCAGAGGCCCCCGGCAGCGCGAGCCUCCCCCGAAAUGGCUGGCCCCCAGAAAUGAACCCUGACCGGCUGUCUCAAUUUUUGAUCUCCCGGGGGAGGGCGGGAGGACUGGCGAGACCCGGCCCUUGAGCCCCUCCGUCCCCAGGGCUGCCAAGCCAAGGAGCGGGGCGGCGGGGCACCCUCACGCCGCUCCGGCCCCAACCAAACAACUGACACAGCAAGGAGGGGAUGGCGGCGGCGGCGAGCAGCGCCACUCCCGCGGCAUUGUCCUUUCGGGGUGGGGGGGGAGGGUUGUUUCGUUUCCCAGGCCUGUUUCGUUCCCCCGCGCCCCCGGUAUUUCCAAGCCUCUACUUGCAAAGGGACAGUUUGGCACUUGAACUUUUUGCUGCCGGGCGCUGCGUGACAUCCCUGGUGCCAACGCUAGAAGACAAAAGAAAGAGCAAGAGGGAAAAAGGAUAUGAAGUUAAAAUUUUUCUUUAAUCUUUUUUUUCUCGAGAAGAAGAGUCCAUUCCGUGUCUUUCUUGACAAUAAAGUGAAAAAAAAAUAAAA
Messenger RNA from Grus americana (Whooping crane), 1564 nucleotides. RefSeq names its product insulin like growth factor 2 (gene IGF2). Lineage: Eukaryota; Metazoa; Chordata; Aves; Gruiformes; Gruidae. Gene Ontology annotation, cellular component: extracellular region. The transcript is spliced from 4 exons. The record is from RefSeq and is a predicted model, not a curated record. Bases 402 to 1073 code for a protein of 223 amino acids. Gene Ontology annotation, molecular function: growth factor activity; hormone activity.